This is a messenger RNA of Chanos chanos (milkfish), 2030 nucleotides long. RefSeq names its product heterogeneous nuclear ribonucleoprotein L2 (gene hnrnpl2). Gene Ontology annotation, biological process: mRNA processing. The transcript is spliced from 14 exons. Gene Ontology annotation, cellular component: nucleus. Lineage: Eukaryota; Metazoa; Chordata; Actinopteri; Gonorynchiformes; Chanidae. The coding region runs from base 18 to 1628 and encodes 536 amino acids. Gene Ontology annotation, molecular function: RNA binding. The record is from RefSeq and is a predicted model, not a curated record.
UCUCCUAACGGGACAACAUGGCUACGCAGACGGCCCGCUAUUACAGUGAAGGCGGCAGAGCAACCAAACGCCAAAAAACUGAAAACGACGGAAUGGCAACGGAGGGUUAUGAUGAUCCUCAUAAGACACUACCGUCACCAGUGGUGCACAUCAGGGGGUUGGUGGACGGCAUCACGGAAGCUGAUCUCGUGGAAGCUUUGCAGGAGUUUGGACCAAUCAGCUAUGUUGUGCUUAUGCCCAAGAAGCGUCAGGCACUGGUUGAGUAUGAGGACAUGAGCGGCUCGUGCAAUGCAGUGACCUAUGCCAAUGACAACCAGAUCUACAUCGCUGGACACCCUGCCUAUGUCAACUACUCCACCAGUCAGAAGAUCUCCCGCCCGGGAGACCCGGAUGACUCGCGGAGCGUCAACAAUGUUCUGCUCUUCACAAUCAUGAAUCCCAUCUACCCCAUCACUACGGACGUGCUCUACACAAUUUGUAACAACUGCGGUCCAGUUCAGAGAAUUGUUAUUUUCCGAAAAAACGGUGUCCAGGCCAUGGUUGAGUUUGAUUCAGUUCAGAGUGCACAGAGGGCCAAAGCCUCACUCAAUGGCGCUGACAUUUACUCAGGCUGCUGUACGCUCAAGAUCGAGUAUGCUAAGCCGACACGUCUCAACGUGUUCAAGAACGACCAAGACACCUGGGAUUACACUAACCCAAACCUGAGCGGCCAAGGUGCAGAUGCUGAUGGCAAUGGGAGCAAUGCUCAAGAUGUGAAUGCCAACCCAAACAAGCGCCAGAGGCAGCCGGCUCUGCUGGGAGAUCACCCUCCAGAGUACGGCGGUCCUCAAGGGGGUUACCACGGAUAUGACGAGAGCUACGGCCCGCAGUACGAAGGUCGCCGCAUGGGCCCGCCCAUGGGCGGUCCCAGGCGCGGCGGACCAAACCGAUUUGGUGGACAGUACGGCCCUCCCCCACCCCCCGGCGAAUACAGCCCCCACGCUGACUCCCCCGUGGUCAUGGUCUACGGUCUGGAGCCGUCUAAGAUGAACGCCGACAGGGUCUUCAACAUCUUUUGUCUCUAUGGCAACGUGGAGCGGGUGAAGUUCAUGAAGAGUAAGCCUGGAGCAGCCAUGGUUGAGAUGGGAGACUGCUACGCCGUAGACCGUGCCAUCAGCCACCUCAACAACAAUUUCCUCUUCAACCAGAAGCUGAAUGUUUGUGUGUCUAAGCAGCAGGCAAUCAUGCCAGGACAGUCCUACGAGCUGGAGGACGGCACCAGCAGCUUCAAGGAUUUCCACGGCAGCCGAAACAACCGCUUCACCUCCCCAGAGCAGGCCGCCAAGAACCGCAUCCAGCACCCCAGUAACGUCCUGCACUUCUUCAACGCCGCGCCAGACGUCUCCGUGGAGGUCUUUUCCAUGAUCUGCGAAGAGCUGGGUGUGAAGAGCCCCUCUAACAUCAAACUCUUUACCUCAAAAAGUGGAGGUGUGGGUGAGAGGAGCUCCUCUGGACUGCUGGAGUGGGAGUCAGUUAACGAUGCCAUGGAGGCCUUGGCCAUGAUGAACCAUUACCAGAUGAAAAACCCAAAUGGUCCAUACCCUUAUACACUCAAGCUCUGCUUCUCCACCGCCCAGCACGCAAACUAAUCGUCAGUCGUCAUGGAAAUCGGUCCGCCAGCUACCCCUCACCGCUUUGGCUUCACUAUUCUCAUGAUAAAUGUAUUAAUGUCUGUAAUAGGCAGGGUUUUUUUUUUUUUUGUUAUGAGUCUGUGUAUGCAGCUAUGUUGAGUGUCUUUUUAAUUGAUCAGGGCUGAACGAGUGUGAUUUGACUGAGUUGACCGUCACAGUUGUUUUUAUUGAAUAUGAUUGGGGCGGGGGGAGGGGGGUGAUGAGAAAAUGAGAUGCUUUUGUACCAGUGUUGUUUUUUUCUUUUUGUUUGUUUUUUUUCCCUUUAUUUUGUAUUGCUUUCCAUAUUUGACUGUUAUGUGCUGUGUGCUCAGCACUUUUUAAAAAUGUGUCAGAUUUUUUUUUUUGUUUUGUUUUGGUUGU